CUGCUAUAAUGCUCGAGGAAUUCUGAACCCCAAUACCUUCACAGCUUCUCUUCAAUGGAAAGCACUCACAAAGGCAAGUUUUGCAUACUCUAUCUGGUCUUGGUCUUUGAUUUUCUGUAUAUUUCUAGUGUUUUCGCAAACUCAAACUCAGCUGUAUUUGAAAACGAACACGUAAUCGAUCGUGAACGUGAUAGGAAUGAGAAUGCAUUGAACAAUCAACACCAGCUUCAACUAGAAAAGCUUCAAGAGCUAAUAAAAAACCUUAGCGAUCUGGUAUUUAGGUUAGAAUCGCGUUUUUCUGAUGACGAAAAGGACAGUGUUGAUGGAUCAUCGCGUUUAGCUCUUGAGGAAGAAGUUAAGUAUGGUAAAGGAAAGAACAAUGGUGAUCGGUUUGAGGAAAAUAUUGAAGAUGAAGGUUUGAAGAGUAAGAAGAGGGAAAUUGAGAGAGUGGGGGCGGUGGCAGUUACAAAGUAUAAUCCAUUUUGGUCGGAGAAGUUUCAGUUUGUGUCAGCUGUGAAAUUGAGUUCUGAUGCUACUUGUAUCAAUGUGUUGCCAUUGAGGGAUUACGAAGGAUUGGGUAAAUAUGUUGCGGUUGGGGAUGAUCAUGGGAGGAUCUAUGUGUUUUUGAGAAAUGGGGAUGUUUCGGUUGAUUUUUAUACAUUGUCGUAUUCACCUGUUACGGCUAUGGUGUCUUACUUGUCGGUUUAUAAGAAUGAAACCGUAUUGGUUACUGGACAUGAGAAUGGUGUAAUUUUGAUGCAUAGGCUUUGGGAGGUGCCAAAUGGAGAGGAAUUGAGUUUGCUUCGUAUGGAAACUGUCCGGGAAUUUACUUCACUGGAAGGUGGGGAAGGGGGGUUGCCUAUAACUAUCUUGGAAGUGCAUCAUGUUGGGAGGGUGAGGUACAUUUUGUCGAUUGACAGCAGUGGAAAGAUUAGGGUUUUCCGGGAGACUGGGAGACAACAUGGAUUGGCGGUGCCAACCAGCAGGCCACUCGUGUUCUUGAAGCAAAGGCUUAUGUUUCUUACUGAGACUGGUGCGGGAUCAUUGGAUUUGAGGAAAAUGAAAAUUAGGGAGUCAGAGUGCGAAGGUUUGAACAAUUCUGUUGCUAAGAACUAUGUUUUUGAUGCCACUGAGCGGUCGAAAGCAUAUGGCUUUACAUCGGAGGGUGAUUUGAUUCAUGUGUUUUUGUUAGGUGAUACAAUGAACUUCAAAUGCAGGGUUAGAUCCAAAAGGAAAGUUGAUAUGAAUGAGCCUCUAGCUCUUCAGGCAAUAAAAGGAUAUUUACUGUUUGUGAACCAGGAGAAGGUUUAUGUGUAUAAUGUUUCCUCUCAUCAUUAUGUUAGGGCUGGUGGGCCACGGCUUCUGUUUUCUGCAUGUCUAGAAGAGAUCAUAGCAUCAUUUAUAAAUGGUCAAGCAGUGGAUAUAGAUGCCGUAAAGAGACGAGUGAUUCCAUCAAUAGCCACUGACCAUGAAAAGCUUGUUAUUCUGAAUCUAGGAAGUGGGUUUGUGGGGAUGUAUCGCUCCAACCUUCCUCUUUUCAAAGGAGAAUUUAAUAGCAUGCAGUGGAUCAGUUCCAUUUUGUUUUUUAUUCUGUUCCUUUUUGGUGCAUGGCAAUUUUUUGCCAAUAAGAAGGAAGCUCUUACCUCUUGGGGCCCAGAUGAUCCUUUUACUUCAACAUCAGCUACAAACGGAGCUCCAUUAGGAUCUGGAUCUGGUGAUAGAUCUUUCACGGAUUCUUCUGCAAGAAAUGCUGAUAUUAUGGAUCUGAGAGGUGGUGGUCUAAGAGGUCCAUCAAGAAGGUAUGUUUCUCCAUCCCAGUAUCCAGAUGGAUCAGCCAGUUCCCACAGGCCAAUUUCUGUUGAUACCAACUCUAGACCUGCUUCUGUUGAUCCCAAUUUCAGGGCAGCCUCAGAGUUGAAAUUUAGGGGGUCAAAUCUAGAAUCUGCAGAUUUCCUAAAAGAAGAGAGACUCCAUUUGUAAACAGUCAAGUUUUAGAUGAUAGCAAUUAACUAGUAACAAUGAUUGCAUUGACUUUUACCACGCUGGGGUGAUUGUUCUCCCUCUUUCUGUAAUCUUACAAACUGCAGUUGAGCUUGAUAUAGUAGUUAACUUUUGUAACAUUAGUUAUGCGAGAAAGAAAUAAACAGAAAUUCUUAAGCAUUUGC
This is a messenger RNA of Ilex paraguariensis (yerba mate), 2165 nucleotides long. Lineage: Eukaryota; Viridiplantae; Streptophyta; Magnoliopsida; Aquifoliales; Aquifoliaceae. The record is from the annotation of a GenBank genome assembly.